This is a messenger RNA of Myotis davidii, 2965 nucleotides long. It is a transcript of the gene NADK, whose product is annotated as NAD kinase. Gene Ontology annotation, biological process: NAD+ metabolic process; NADP+ biosynthetic process. The record is from RefSeq and is a predicted model, not a curated record. Lineage: Eukaryota; Metazoa; Chordata; Mammalia; Chiroptera; Vespertilionidae. The transcript has 12 exons. Gene Ontology annotation, molecular function: NAD+ kinase activity. The coding region runs from base 22 to 1482 and encodes 486 amino acids.
GCCCGAGGACAGCAGUGAAACAUGUUCUUUUCUGCGAGCAGUGGUGUUCCAGGUCGAGGGACACGGGGCCAGGAGGCCCAGCCAGAGCAGACCGACGGCGGCUGGGAUUGGUGUUUGGACCGAAGCCCUUGUUCAUCGAUGAUGGAGAUGGAGCCGGAGAAAGUCAACGUGCGGAGGGGGCUGAGCGCAGACACGUCCUCCUACCGCUGUGCCACCUGCCAUGGGGAUGAGGACGCUCUGAUGGGCCACCCCAUCCGGGGUCGCGCCAAGUCCCGCAGCCUGUCUGCCUCGCCCGCCCUGGCGAGCACCAAGGAGUUCAGGAGGACCCGCUCUCUGCACGGGCCAUGCCCCGUGACCACUUUUGGACCAAAGGCCUGUGUGCUGCAGAACCCGCAGACCAUCAUGCACAUCCAGGACCCUGCCAGCCAGCGGUUGACGUGGAACAAGUCCCCGAAAAGCGUCCUCGUCAUCAAGAAGAUCCGGGACGCCAGCCUGCUACAGCCCUUCAAGGAGCUCUGCGUGUACCUGAUGGAGGAGAACAACAUGAUCGUGUAUGUGGAGAAGAAGGUUCUAGAAGAUCCUGCUAUCGUCGGUGACGACAGCUUCGGGCCCGUGAAGAAGAAGUUCUGCACCUUCCGAGAAGACUAUGACGACAUUUCCAACCAGAUCGAUUUCAUCAUCUGCCUUGGCGGGGACGGGACCCUGCUCUAUGCCUCCUCGCUCUUCCAGGGCAGCGUGCCUCCCGUCAUGGCGUUCCACCUGGGCUCGCUGGGCUUCCUGACGCCCUUCAACUUUGAGAACUUUCAGACCCAAGUGGCUCAGGUGAUACAGGGGAACGCAGCCAUUAUUCUCCGGAGCCGGCUGAAGGUCAAGGUCGUGAAGGAGCUCAGAGGGAAGAAGAUGGCCAUCCCUAACGGGGUCACUGAGAAUGGGGUGCUGGCCUCGGACUGGGACACGGAGGCCGGGAAGCAGGUCAUGCAGCACCAGGUCUUAAACGAAGUGGUGAUUGACAGAGGCCCCUCCUCCUACCUGUCCAACGUGGACGUCUACCUGGACGGGCACCUCAUCACCACGGUGCAGGGUGAUGGCGUGAUCGUCUCCACCCCAACGGGCAGCACGGCGUACGCAGUGGCGGCCGGGGCCUCCAUGAUCCACCCCAACGUGCCGGCCAUCAUGAUCACUCCCAUCUGUCCCCACUCCCUGUCAUUCCGGCCCAUCGUGGUCCCUGCAGGAGUCGAGCUCAAGAUCAUGUUGUCACCGGAAGCAAGGAACACCGUGUGGGUGUCCUUCGACGGACGGAAGAGGCAGGAGAUCCGCCAUGGAGACAGCAUCAGCAUCACCACCUCGUGCUACCCGCUCCCCUCCAUCUGCGUGCGCGACCCGGUGAGCGACUGGUUCGAGAGCCUGGCCCAGUGUCUGCACUGGAACGUGCGCAAGCGGCAGGCUCACUUCACGGAUGAGGAGGGGGAGGAGGAGAGCUAGCCUCCCCGCUGCGCUGCACGUGUGGUCCGGUCACGUGCCCUGCAGGCAUCAGGUGCCACGUCUUCUGUCUGUAGCCAGAGAAGGAGCCCAGACUCUGCCUUUGUCCGCCGGAUCAGCCGUUUUUAGCAUUUUAAAUCUGACCUUUUUUGCAUUUCUAUAUAAGCCACGUAAGCGACAGUCAGGCCCAUCCCACGAGCUGCACGGGCUCUCGUGUUCUCUGUUAGGAAACCACGGGUCAGCCUGUCACACUGAGAGGGAGCAGAGUGGAGGGACCUGUCCUUGGAGUUGAAAUAAGUGUCUCACAGCCGAGUCUUCCUUUGGCCACAGGCUCCCCUGUCCGCACCUCCCCGAGCCCCCAGGGGAGCACCUGUGAGGAGCAUUUGGGAGCUUGUCACAGGCUGGUGGGCGGAUGGGCCCCGCCUCCUACCCCAGCUUUGGUGUGACAGGGCCACAGAGUGAGUGUCACCCGGGAGCCUGGGCCAGGUGAGGUCAGGUCGGCCCACACAUUCCUCAGGAGUGAGUCGGCCCGCCCAGCGGGCAGUCUCAGGUUCUCGUGCUGGUGCGCAGGGAGGACCCGGAGGAGGGCGCCCUGCCCUGACGCGGAGCCUCAUCCUGUGUGCUCUGUGACGGGGGUGGGACCUCUGUCUAGUCCGCCAUGGCCGCCGUGCGGUGACUCAUUUAGGAGCCUUGGGUCUCCCCAGUUGUCACGGGAAGAUUGGGACAAGCGUGUGUACGCGGAAGGGAGUGCUGAUGCUUCCUGCGGGCCCUGGGGUUCAAGGACACCCCAUCAUUCCAGCAUCGCCCUCCCUCGGCCCGCUGGCUGGGGCGUGUGCAAGCAGGUGCACAUUUGCCAUGCGGGACAGAGCCUGUGUGGAGUCCAUGGUUGGAGCUGAGGCUCAGUGUGCAUGUGGCCUUGGCCCCCUGCCCUGCAGACAGGCUCAGUGGGGCCUUUGAGUAACGAACGGAUUUCUCUGUGGGUUUCCAUCAGCUGCACAGGGAGAAGGAAGGGCUCAGCACCGCCCUGGGCCUCAUGUUGGGCGAUGGCGGGCAGGGUCUUCCCCCUGCAGGGACGCAUGUCCCAGUCUUGUGCUAAUGAGGUGUCCAGAGCCACAUGCGUGGCCACCCUCAGCCAGGCCUCCGUGCCUGUGUGGGCAUGUGUGGAUGGAGUGCUGUGCCCACUCUUGUCCCUGCUGGGGCACCUCAGCACCUGGACCUCAGUGGUGCUUGGCACUCGGCCUGGUGUUGGACACAGGUGGGCUCCCUGCCACCUGCCCACCCACCUGGGGGCUGGCCUGCGGGCUGAGGGAGCAGAACCCAAGCCCCGCCCGCCCUGAAGCAGAUGAUGUUGGGAUGGUCUAGAAAGCUAUGGGUUUUUGAAGUAAAUUCUUAAUGUUUCAUAUUGUUAAUAUCCUGAAAAUUUAUUAAAUGUUGAGAGCCUUAUUACUAUUUUCAGAUCCUUUCAAUAAACAGACUUCUUUAAAAA